Molecule: messenger RNA, 405 nt
Organism: Arabis nemorensis
Lineage: Eukaryota; Viridiplantae; Streptophyta; Magnoliopsida; Brassicales; Brassicaceae
Source: the annotation of a GenBank genome assembly
AUGGCGGAUUCCGAUUACUCCGUCGAAUCUCGAACGACGGGAAAUCGUAACGAAUCGGAGGAGGAGAAGAAGAAGCCUGGACCCGUCUCACUCCGAAUUUGGCCGCCGAGUCAGAAAACUCGUGACGCCGUCGUGAAUCGCCUGGUUGAGACUUUAAGCAAUGAAUCUAUCUUCUCUAAGAGAUACGGAACUCUUGGAUCCGAGGAAGCUUUAAUUGUCGCUAAAUCCGUCGAGGAGGAAGCUUACGGUGUCGCCGUCGUGUUGGGUGGAGAUGACGGUGAUGGGAUCGAGAUUCUUGGGGCUUAUACUAAAGAGAUUAGUAAACGUGUGCUUGAAUCCGUGAAGACUAGAACCCUAAACCCAAAUGCAGAUUCACCAGUGGAUUCAGUGAAGCUGAAGGCUUGA